Molecule: messenger RNA, 1170 nt
Organism: Pseudogymnoascus verrucosus
Lineage: Eukaryota; Fungi; Ascomycota; Leotiomycetes; Thelebolales; Thelebolaceae
Exons: 5
Coding region: 1-1170 (389 amino acids)
Biological process (GO): protein phosphorylation
Molecular function (GO): ATP binding; protein kinase activity; hydrolase activity
Source: RefSeq, a predicted model, not a curated record
AUGCUCCGAAAGAGCAUUGCUAAACUGGCGUCUGUGCCCAAUGAAUUAGUUGGAGCAGCUGGACGUCGUUAUCAGUUUAAGGAGCUGCUUCAAGAGCGCCCAUUGCUUGGUCGUGUUUGGUUGGCAACAUCCGGACAAGACCAGUAUAUCUUAAAAGAUAUCCCCGAAGACAUUAUCUCUAACUUCAAUGAGAAGAUUCGGCCCCAACUUCGUGACAGCCCUUACAUAAGGCUUCCGUUGGACACCAUACCGGACCAGCGUGUACUUAUAUAUAAAUAUCUCACCGAUGACUUCUUAAGCCUGGUUAGGAAGAAGAUCUCGAUGCGAGCGAGGGAGAAAAUCCUCCGGGAUAGUCUGCAAGGCAUUGCUGAAUUGCAUGAUCACGAAAUUGUCCAUCUUGAUAUUAAGCCGGACAAUAUCAUGGUCACCUGCAGCCAUACCGGCCAAGAAACGACAGUUGAGCAGGUUCAAGUUACGGACCUUGAAAACGCCGCCCACCUUCCGAAAGUUAGAUGUAUGAAAGGGAUGCUGGCCGGCAACGAAAAUUGGCGAAGCCCCGAGGCUCACUUCAAGGGCGAGCUUAAUAAACCGACUGAUAUGUUUUCAUUUGGGAUCAUGUGUAUCUAUGCUCUGCUCGGCCGAGUUAUCCUCGGCGCUGAUGACGAUUUACAAAAACACGUUGCACAGGGCGCCUUGCCUUUUCCCAUCCGCCUGCAACGUCAAGUUUCGUAUUUUGGUAACCAGGAAGGAGUUGAGGGGCUCUUGAAGCAUAUUGGUGACGAUGGCAUGUUACCGAUGCUUCCCGGCGGCGGCAUCAAUCCCGGCGAGCAACAUGAGAUGGCCGUCUUGCGAGAAAUGCAGGAGGAGACGGGCGGGCUUGUCAAGAUACGCAGCAAUCUCGGAUGUGUUGCCACGACUGAAGAAUACCGCAAUGACCUGCACCAGAUGUCAUUCGGCUAUGUUGCCGACGUUGUGGACGACUCUGGCAGUCCCAGUCUCACAGAGGACGAGGUCAACGAUGGACUUGGUCACUUGUGGCUGUCGGUUGACGAGGCGAAGACCAGGAUGACUGAGGCAGAACCGAGAUCGGAAUUAGGUCUCUAUAUCAAGGAACGGGAUAUUUACCUUCUCGAUGAAGCGAUAAAACGUACGGAGGAGGGGAGAGCUUGA